Molecule: messenger RNA, 418 nt
Organism: Lactuca virosa
Lineage: Eukaryota; Viridiplantae; Streptophyta; Magnoliopsida; Asterales; Asteraceae
Source: the annotation of a GenBank genome assembly
AUGAUUUCCCGUCGUGACGUCUGCUUCUUCUUUCCCUCUCUCGGCAGUGAUCGUCGGAUCUAUAGGGUUGUAGAUCGAUCAGUUAUGGCAUACUCGUUAGAAUCCGCCAUUGAGAUUCUGAGAAGGAUAGUUCAUCUGAAGAUGGAUUGGAUGCAUAUGCAGAUGCAGCUUCUUUAUGAAUUGUAUGUGGAUCCCCUCACAUUAAUUUGGAUUCCAGAUUUGGAAGAAAUUAUGGUGAAUAUUGAAGAGGUGAAAAAUGAUAAAUUGAAGAAAAUAAGGAAAUAUUGACACGAAGACAUGAAAACGCUUUGAAAUUUAUAACAUUUUUUAUUUUUUAUAUUUUAUUUUGUAUCGAAUAAAAUAUUUGUACUAUUAUGUUUAUAGAUUAAUUAAUAAAUAUGAGAUUUGUUGUGAUUUA